AUGUGUAUCGUUAAUGUUUUAGCUCAACAAAGCGUUAGUCAAACAACGUCGUCGACGUCUAUUCCUAUCUCACCAACUCCACCUGGAGGUAAUAAUAACGGAAAUGGUAAUAACGGAAAUGGUAAUAAGGGAAAUAAUAAUGGUCCAACAUUUACAAAUCCAAACCAAGGCAACAGUCCUACAGUUGCUAUAAAACCUAUUUCACCUACUUCAAAUGGAAAUGGAGCAGCUAUACCGCCGGCUACAAAUACGAAUGUACUUCCCACUUUACCAAAUUCUACAAAUCAAAACUCGGGAAAUAGCGGUAAUAACAGUAAUCAACCAAAUUCACCACAAGCCAAUACUGACACCGGAAAUAAUACACCUGCACCAUCAAAUCCACAAAAUGAAGUACCUACACAAACAAUUACUGAGAAUAAUUUACCUACUUCGCAGGGAAAGCCAAAUUCUGUUAAUAUUGCACCCAGCUCCAUCACCUCUAUAAAAUAUUUUACAUCCACUUUGGCAACUUCCGCCACACUACUAAUUACUACCACUGAAAAUUCUUCCACGAAAGUAAUUACCACUAUUGUGGCUUCAUCUAAAGUUGUUGUUUCGUCAUCUAAAGUGAUAGUUGCUGCAACAAACAGUAACUCACCUAAUAAUAAUAAUCUUAUUUCAAGUGCUGAUUCAUUUCUUCUCAUUGAUGAAAUAUUUGAAAGUAUAAUAAUAACUUUAAUUAGCGUUUUCGGCUUAAGUUUGAUUUUUAUCUGA
Ambispora leptoticha is the source of this 753-nucleotide messenger RNA. The record is from the annotation of a GenBank genome assembly. Lineage: Eukaryota; Fungi; Glomeromycota; Glomeromycetes; Archaeosporales; Ambisporaceae.